AUGUCGUCCGGUUCUGGCCAGUCUUCUGUCCCCUCAAAAGCAAUCAACAUCCCUAGUCAGCCGUCCCAGUCGUUCCAGAUUGCCUCAUAUCCGGGCAUUGAAACCGCUUCUCAACGGAGAACCCAGGCGUUCUUGGGUGCUGGGUCGUCAUCCAAGAACUUGUCGUCUCCAAGGAACCAUCAGACAAGGAAGAACCAGCAUAAACGGCACCGUCGUCCUCGCUUGGAUGACGAGGAUGUCUUUGCAGAAUCCGCUGCGAUGAAGUCCACAAUGAGCCGGAAGGGGCAGACCUCCAUCACACAUUUGAUGAACUUUUCUCUUCCCCCUCGGCCCCAACAAAAUCUCAAUGGAUAUUCUCGUGGUCCAAGGCGCAACAACGCAUGGGGUCCGCGUUCUGGUUAUCACGCCGUUGACAAAGCCAGAUAUGUUCAUGCGAAUUAUCGAUUCAUCGUCAAUCCAAAGAACAGCUACCAUGCCCAAGCCUCGAACGCUGACGUCCACCUUGAUUGGAAUUCGGUCCUACAAGUUUUAGUCUCGACUGACACUCAAGCGACCAGCUGCCCGAUCUGCCUCUCGACCCCCAUCGCUCCCCGUAUGGCUAAAUGCGGACACGUCUUUUGCCUUCCAUGCAUUAUCCGGUACAUGCACUCGACGGAUGAGUCGAGCCCUCUUCCGGAGAAAAAGGCUCGUUGGAAGAAAUGCCCAAUUUGUUGGGAUACCGUCUAUAUAUCGGAUAUACGGCCUGUUGGGUGGUAUAGGGGUCAAACAGAUACACCUACUGAGGGUGGGGACGUUGUGCUUAGAUUGGUUAUGCGACACCCCAGAAGCACCCUUGCCCUUCCACGGGAUGGUGUGGAAAAAACGCUUGGUCUGGACGACGAUAUUCCUUGGUAUCAUGUGGCAGAGGUACCUGACUAUGCGCGGAUAAUGAAAGGGGGCGAGGAUUACAUGAUUUCCCAAUACGAUAAUGAAAUCCAAGACCUGUUACGGCAGGCGCAGGAAGAUGAAUUGCUUUUCGGCGAUGAUAGCACUUGGACCCGGAAAGCUGUCGCGGCAAUAAGAGAGGCGAAGGAAAAAGUGAAGGAUAUUGGGAAUCCGCCAAUUCCACCCCGUCAACCUCCUGAGCGUCGUCCCACUAGAAUCCCUAUCAAGUUCGAGCAACCGCCGGAUGGUGUUCCAGAGAUGUAUAAAAUCCGGCAUGCUACAAAACCCGGACAGACCUUACCCAACAAUGUACAUACUCCGUCGAAUCCCCCAACUACCGCGCGAAAUACUUUCCCCAAUCAUGACCAAUUGGACGAUGUUUCGGUAGCUAUAUCGAAACUCGAGGUUAAUCAAACCCUAGAAAUGCAAAACCAGAGGACGCAUAGCAAUCUUAGUGCACAGUCUAAAACUGCAGGAAAAGCUAGAGAUGCCAGUGGCGCUCCACAUCCUCCUGAUCAUCCUUUCUACUUUUAUCAAGCACUUCCCCACUUUUAUCUUUCCUCAUUAGAUAUCCGCAUCCUCAAGGCUGCAUUUGGGGACUACUCCCAAUUCCCUUCAACCAUCCUUCCGCGUAUUGAACGUAUAUCAACAGGACACAUUGUGGACGAGGAUCUGCGGAAACGUACGAAAUAUCUCGGCCACCUCCCUUACGGCUGCGAAGUCAGCUUUCUCGAGUGCGACUGGAGAGACUUGGUUGGUUCAGACGUCCUCCAGCAAUUUAGUGGCGAUAUCGAGCGACGACGAAAACGAAACCGAGAAAAAGCGGCACAGGAGGAAAAGGAACGCAUUCGUGCCGAGAAGAAUGAAGAAGAACAACGCUGGGCUUCCGCUCGACGGAAGCGGCCGAGUGUAUCCGCUGCCGACAGGCCGUUUUCUGAGAAUGACUUUCAACCUCUUGGUUUCGAAGCUUCGUCAUCAGCGCCCGGCUUCGAUCCGACUAUGUCAUCCGCCUCACCCCCCUGGUCCUCGUCGAGGGGCAGGAAUCGACCAUCAUUUACCGCGUUGGCAUCGCCAUCCGGAAGUCCGCCUGACUCAUCUGCCACUACCACUGCUGGGCCUACGUUGCAUCGGACAGUUUGGGGCACGGCAGCUAUUGCUCCAACGUCACCGCAGGCUACGUAUAGGAACCCCGACCGUGAGCCGAAUGAUGGGUGGCUACAGGACUGGGAGCGGGAGUUGAUGGUCGAGCAAGAGCACAAAAUCCUUGCUGCGACGACUAAUAUCGACAGUAAUGGUCCCGGGAAUAGUACUAAUGCCACCGGUACAGGGACAACAGGCGGGAAGAAGAAGAAAAACAAGAAAAUUACACUGAUGUCGACGACGGCACGGCGGGCCGCUUGA
Molecule: messenger RNA, 2325 nt
Organism: Histoplasma mississippiense
Lineage: Eukaryota; Fungi; Ascomycota; Eurotiomycetes; Onygenales; Ajellomycetaceae
Exons: 3
Coding region: 1-2325 (774 amino acids)
Biological process (GO): positive regulation of transcription by RNA polymerase II
Molecular function (GO): transcription cis-regulatory region binding; metal ion binding
Source: RefSeq, a predicted model, not a curated record